AUGAGGAAAAUCCAAAUACUAACUAAUUUUUUGUUCGUUAUCGCCGUGUUGGCACAAACCCAGCCGCUAGAGGAGUUCCAGGUAAGCAGAGUUUGAGAUUUUUUAAUGUUAUAUGAAUUUUUUUAGAUUAUUUAAAUUUUUUAUCUCAAAUUCGAAAAAAAUUUUUAAUCAAAGAAAGGAAAUGAAAUCCGUAUUUUACCCCUCAAACCACAUUUUAAAAUCUCAAUUUUUAGUCGCAAACCCUAUGGGUCCUCAUUGCCGCCGCCGUCUUGGCCUUUUUCCUGGGCCUUGGAAUGGGCGCCAACGAUGUUUCCAAUGCGUUUGGGACCUCCGUCGGCUCCAAGGUCCUCACUCUGAAAUGGGCCUAUCUUUUGGCCACAAUCUUCGAGAGUUUGGGCGCAAUUCUUGUGGGCUACAAUGUGACGGACACAAUGAGGAAAGGCGUUGUGGAUGUGGAAGUGUAUCAAGACCGGCCGAGGGCCUUAUUAAUCGGGCAAUUGGGGAUUCUGAGUGGAUGCGCGGUCUGGCUGCUGAUCGCAACGUUCGCGGAAUUGCCAGUCUCCACAACGCAGAGUGUGGUGGGAGCUACGGUGGGAUUUUCGGUGACUUUGAGAGGUUUUGAGGGGAUUCGAUGGAUGGAAAUUGCGAAUAUUGGCAAGUUGGGACUUUUGAAGUCUAGUGUAAUAUAAUUUUUUUUUAAAUUGAUUGAUUUUGAAGAGAAAAAAUAUAUUUUAAAGCUCGUAAACGUCUUCUCAGUCCAUUUCAAAAAAGUUACGUAAAUUUCGGAGCCUGAAACAGAAUGCCAAGGUUUGGCGGGAAAUUCAAAAAUUUGAAAACUUAGAAGAAAUGGCGUAUUUUAAAAUGAUUGAUGGCAAUUUGAGGUGAAAAUAAAGCCUCAAAAAUAGUUUUAGACCUAAACCCAACUACUUUUUUCAGUUAUUUCCUGGUUUGUUUCUCCAAUUUUAUCCGGUACCAUUUCUGUAAUUUUGUAUUUGAUUGUCGACCAUUUGGUAUUGAGAAAGGUGGAUUUUUGCAUUCUUUUUUAUUUUUUGAUACUGUUGGAUCUUUUUAUAAUCUUAUUUCAGAGGCGCCCAUUAGUGAAUGGGCUCCGAGUUCUUCCGUUUUUCUACUUUUUCUGUGUGAUCUUUAUAACUUUUGCAGUCAGCUAUCAAGGAUCCAAAAGUGAGUUGUAAUAUUAUCUUUGCAAUUUCAGAUGAAAGAAAAAAUGAUUUUAAAAAUUCUUGGCCUAAUUCUGAUUUUAAAAAAUAGCCAUAGCUAUCGAAAAAAUCUUAAAAUCGAUUUACAGUGGAAGUACUGCGACGCACAGAUUUUCUUUAAAUCUUGCACACACGUUGAGCAUAGACUAAGUAUCAAUUCCUGAAGGUUUUAGCUCGCGCUUUGCGGGUGCCGCCGAGAUAUCGAACGAUUUUUGCCGCUGAGAGAGCACGCUAAACGUAGAGAGCGGUCAGAGAGAAAAAGCGCUUUUUGGCCAUAAUUUUGGCAGUUUCGUGCGGAAAAUUUUAAUUUUUUUAGAAACAUGAUCCUUUACGGUUGAAAUAGGCAUGAAAGUUUUCGUGCCGAAAUUUGGCAAAAAGUCCUAAAUUUUCGCCGACUUUCGAUCUAAAAAUCUCGGUUGUUUCUGCAAAGCGCGAGCUAGGAUUCUCGCAUAUGUCUUAGAAAAAAUUAUUUUAAAUUUGUGCCAGAUUUCAUCAAAAUCUGAGCGUCGCACUUGGAGUACUUCCCCUGUUAGAAUAAUAUUGUACGACCUCUAGGUUUGUAAUAAGUAACCUUUUUCAGUUCUCCAUUUGGCCACCUUGCCAAUUUGGGUGGCUUUUUUAAUCAGCUUGGCCAUUGCGCUGACCGUUUCCUUGGCCAUUCAAUUUCUGGUCAAACCUCGGCUGGUGGGGUGGAUCGAUCGUAAGUUGUUAAAAUUACAUUCUCAAAACCGCUCCAAACUUUUUUAAAAUACGUUACUUAAACAGAGUCUUGCAAUUCCAGGUCGUAACACGAUUCCGAUGAUUGAAAAUCGCUUUGACGGCGAAUAUAAUGACCUUCUCCGCCGCUACAGUACCCUUCCGCCAGCGCCUGUCUCGAUUAUUCGAAACAAGGGCCAGAGUUUCGCGGAGUUCGGGCAAAACGGCGCCGAUAUUCCGCGAAGAGUGUCGAGUAAACGGGAGAGAACGGUGACGCUGAACCUGGGAGGCAUUGUCGUUCCGACCAGAGAUCAUUUGGACAAGGAGUUCUCGGAGAUUUCGUUGGAUGCAACUGCAUUGGAGGCCAAUUCUGAGCACUUGAAUCGGAAAAAUUCGGUGGAAGGUGUGGAUGGCCUCAGGCGUGAGUUGGGAGCAGGGUCAGAAAACUGUUUUUAAGGACUAUUUUAAAGCAGUAAUCAAGUUGAAGUAUCCCUUUUAUUAACUCUAUAAAUAACGUCUACAAAUCGCUGAAUCUUUAGCUAACAGUUUUCAGCCGCAAAUUCCCUCGCGGCAUCAGAAAAUUCAUUGGGAGGAGCAUCAUUUCGUCGAUCCAGAGCCUCAACAUACGGAGAAGCACAGCAUUUUGAAUUGAGUAAGGUCAAACUAGCUCUCUCUUUGAUUGUGGCCUAUUUUAACAUCAUUUCCGAGAAUUUUAGCGCUUGAAACAGAAUGCCAAAAAAUGGCGGGAAAUUUUGAAUUUGAAUUUUUUGCCAAAUCUUGAUGACUAAAGUAUAAUAAAUGGUUUUUUAGCAUUCAAAGGUUUCAUAAAAUGGUUGUUACCCCUUCCUACACGACGGGAAGAUCGGCAAACUUUGAAAUUGUUCAGUUCAUUACAAGUUUUUACCGCUUGCUUCGCCGGCUUUGCGCAUGGAGCUAACGACGUUAGGUGAGUUGGUAAUAACAUUAAUAACAAAGGCGGUGAAUGCGAAGCUCUGAUUUUCAAUUUUCAUAUCUGAAGUUUGGACAUUGAGCAUACCUGCUAAAAACGAAUCCAAAAUUUUUCAUUCAAAAAAUUAAAUUUUUAGCAACGCAAUAGCCCCUCUAACGGCGGUCAUAGCUAUCUACAAAGACCAAAGUGUUCUUCAAGAAGACCCCACUCCAAUCUACGUCCUUUUGUACGGAGUUCUGGCCAUCAGUGUGGGCCUAUGUCUUCUCGGCCACAAGGUUAUUCGAACCGUCGGCGAAAAAAUGUCCCAAAUCCAUCCGGCCAGCGGGUUUUGCAUCGAAUUCGGAGCCGCUGUGACGGCGCUAACGGCCAGCAAAAUGGGAUUGCCGAUCUCGACCACUCAUUGCUUGGUGGGCUCAGUGGUCGCAGUGGGGGUUGUAAAAAGCGGUGCCGGAAUUCAAUGGAGAAUUUUCCGGAAUGUGGCGUUGAGUUGGGUGGUUACGUUGCCCGUUUCCGGAGUUAUUGCGGCCUUGAUUACGUUGAUGUUGAAAUGGGCUGUAUUAUAG
Molecule: messenger RNA, 3425 nt
Organism: Bursaphelenchus xylophilus (pine wood nematode)
Lineage: Eukaryota; Metazoa; Nematoda; Chromadorea; Rhabditida; Aphelenchoididae
Source: the annotation of a GenBank genome assembly